Messenger RNA from Eurytemora carolleeae, 772 nucleotides. Its product is annotated as calmodulin-2/4. The record is from RefSeq and is a predicted model, not a curated record. Gene Ontology annotation, molecular function: calcium ion binding. NCBI's taxonomy places the organism in Eukaryota, Metazoa, Arthropoda, Copepoda, Calanoida, Temoridae. Bases 59 to 370 code for a protein of 103 amino acids. The transcript is spliced from 4 exons.
UGACAAUUUUGAUUGGAACAAGAGCGGUAGUAUUUCUACUAAGGAACUACAGUACGCAAUGAGGCGGGCUGGUCAGAACCCUACAGAUGUUGAAGUUCAAGAUAUGAUAAACAAGAUUGAUGAUGGUAGUGGAACUCUGGACUUUAAUGAUUUUGUUCUGGUCAUGGGAGAUAAAUGCAAGGAGAUGGAUAAUGAAACACAUUUCAAGGAUACAUUUAGAGUUUUCAGUAAAGAUGAAGAAGGUUGUAUACCGGCAGAAGAAAUGAAGUUUGUUCUUAAACAUUUGCCAGGGAAGGUUACAUACAAGGCAGGGACAUACUUAAAGUAUAUAUUAUCAUUAACAUACUCUUUAGACUACAGUGAGCAUUAGUUUUUGUACCAAAGCAAAAAGCUUUACUUGUAGGUUAUUAAAUCACUUAUUAAGUGAAAUUGGUCUGUUUACACUGCACACUAUACCUCAUGUUCAUUGGACUAUUUAAAGUCAUAAUUGAGCCUAAAAGUCGACUUCCUAUUCCAGAGUUUUCUGGAUCUCCCUGUAUACACUUUACUUAAACAUUCAAAAGUUGAUAGUUACGUUUAAUCAUUUUAUUUAUAAUUUAUUGUAAGAAUUACGUUUUACACUUUUUUCGAGUAAAUUCCACUCUAAUAUAAAUUCUAUUCUCUUUGAUUGUGGAUUAUACUCAAAAACGGGAAAAUGGGGUUUGUCUUGAAAACGCAACAAUGUUUCAAAUUUAGGAUAUGUUCCAAAAUGGAAAACCUGACAUUGUCUUGA